This is a messenger RNA of Condylura cristata (star-nosed mole), 1291 nucleotides long. It is a transcript of the gene NSUN3, whose product is annotated as NOP2/Sun domain family, member 3. The transcript has 6 exons. NCBI's taxonomy places the organism in Eukaryota, Metazoa, Chordata, Mammalia, Eulipotyphla, Talpidae. The record is from RefSeq and is a predicted model, not a curated record. Gene Ontology annotation, biological process: rRNA methylation. Gene Ontology annotation, cellular component: mitochondrial large ribosomal subunit. Gene Ontology annotation, molecular function: methyltransferase activity. Bases 23 to 1039 code for a protein of 338 amino acids.
AUACUCUGCGUCUCGGAAAGACAUGAUGUUGACCAGGCUGAAAGCAAAAUCAGAGAGGAAGCUCGCAAAACAGAUAUGCAAAGUUGUGUUGGAUCACUUUGAAAAGCAAUAUUCCAGAGAACUUGGAGAUGCCUGGAAUACAGUGAGGGAUAUACUGACAUCUCCAUCAUGCUGGCAAUAUGCUGUCCUUCUUAACCGAUUCAAUUAUUCUUUUGAACUGGAAAAGGAUUUACACUUAAAGGGCUAUCACCCACUAUUUCAAGAAUCUUUUCCCUACUGUCCUAAGUCUGUAAAAUGCUACCUUACCAGAACUCCUAGACGAAUGUCUUCAGAAAGACACCAAGUUGGAAAUUUAAAAAGAUACUAUCUGCUGAAUGCUGCCUCUCUUCUUCCGGUACUGGCUCUGGAGUUAAGGGAUGGAGAGAAAGUUCUGGAUAUGUGCGCUGCUCCUGGAGGCAAAUCCAUAGCUCUGCUGCAGUGUGCUUAUCCAGGUUACUUUCAUUGUAAUGAAUAUGAUAGCCUGCGGUUCCAGUGGCUGCAACAGACAUUAGAAUCUUUCAUCCCACAUCCUUUGGUAAAUGCAAUUCAAGUGUCUGAACUGGAUGGCAGAGAACUGGGAAAUGCCCAGCCUGAGACUUUUGACAAGGUGUUAGUUGAUGCUCCGUGUUCAAAUGACCGAAGUUGGUUAUUUUCUUCUGAUCCUCAGAGGGCAGCCUGGAGGAUUGAGCAAAGAAGGAAUUUGCCUGUUUUACAGAGAGAGCUCUUAAGGUCUGCAAUUAAGGCCUUACGUCCUGGAGGGUUACUUGUGUAUUCUACAUGCACACUUUCCAAGGCAGAAAAUCAAGAUGUGAUCAAUGAAAUUUUAAACUCCUACAAUAACAUCGUGCCUGUGGACAUUCAGGAAAUAGCAAGGACUUGCUCCCAAGACUUCACAUUUGCUCCCACUGCCCAGGAAUAUGGACUCUUGGUGAUUCCAGACAAGGGCAAAGCCUGGGGCCCAAUGUAUGUAGCCAAAUUGCAAAAAUCAUGGACUACGUGAAAUUGGUAACAUGCAUUUUGUAAACCAUGUCAUCGUAUUAUUAAAUUUAUUUUCAAGGCUCUCUCUAGUUUAAGAUUUAAAUAACUAUGGAGGCCCUUGCCCUGAGCCUUUUGCAACCUUCCUUAAUGAAUACGCUACCAUGUUGGAAUGUGGACUUGAAAAUUUUCCAGGUGAAAUUUUUUUUUGAGAAAAAUAUAGCAAUGAUUUAAGGUGGUACAGAUGGUGUUUGUUCUGUAUAAUAAAUCUGCUGUC